UCACAGGAUCAAAAGAGUAUACAGUAUAUACUUAUACUAUACUAUACUAGAACAAUGGAAUAGUAUUUGUCCAUAUAUUUCAUGAAAUGCUGAAUGGUAGAUGCUGAAUGGUAAAUGUAUGGAGGGGCGAAGUUAAAUUAUCUGUACAAAUUUAAUGAAAUAACGCAUUACUGAACCUUUGCACAAAUCUAAGAAAAACAGACAGAGGGGAAACUCUCUUGUGACUCUUUUCAGACAUCCUCUGAUGCAAACAGAUUUCCAGUAUGUUGACACUUUUCUAAUGUUCACAUGGUUUAACUGCAAUAUGCUGUACUCUCAUGUAACACUCUUUGACCUGCCAAUGUCUGAGAAUGAUGGAAGAGGAGGUUUGCUACUCCAAUGUGCUUUUCAUCAAAUCUAAAGAAGCCAAGCCAAGAGACGAACAGGAUGCAGAACAAACUGUGUAUGCAGAAGUCAAGAAAAAAGAAGUUCAAGCAGAGCCCAGCCCCAUACCCAGUCCCAGCCCAGCCCCAGCUCCAUACCCAGCCCCAGUAGCAGUCUCUACAGCAGAUGACCCGUCUCUGCCUGGCCCUCACCGAUACCGCUGUGCUGUGGUGGUCCUUUGCCUGCUGACUGCUGUCCUCCUCUCUGCCCUGGUGGCUUCACUUGUUUACUAUCAGGGAUAUGUGUCUGAAUAUAACACACUCUUGACACGUUAUGAAAACACAAGCGCUGCAAACCAGCAUCUGCAUUUAGAAAUGUCUCAACUACAACAGGAGAAGAAAUCACUGAUGAUGGAGUGGAACCAUCUCAAUCAGACCCUUGAGGUCAUUUUCCAUUUCAGUGAUUUUCCAGUUGAUGAUUACUGUCCUAUUAAAGAUAAUUCAACAGAAAGGAAGUGUAGUGAACAUUGCAAAAAAGGAUGGGUGUACUAUCAAUCAAGUUGUUACUUUUUCCACUACUCGUCCUACUGGAAAAACUGGGCAGAGAGUAAAACUGACUGCACUAACAGGGUGUCUUUUCUGGUGACAAUAGACACAUCAGAGGAACAGGCCUUCAUCAAUAAUCACACAACGUAUUACUAUGAUGAAUGGCAUGGAUACUGGAUUGGACUGAGCAAAAUCCAAGGCCAAUGGCAGUGGGUGAAUGGCAGUGACCUCACUGGAGGAUACUGGAUUAGUAAUGGGAGUGAACACUGUGCAUUGGCAAUUCCUAGCACUGAUCCUUUGAAGAGCUGGAGAGAUGCCAACUGUAAAAUGAAAAACAGAUGGAUCUGUGAGAUGGAAGCUGCUACAUGGCCUGACUGAUUUUCAACGUGUUGCUGAUUAGGAUUCUGUAAACACUCAGCAGGAUCAUGUGUUGUCUUUGUGUGUGUCUCUCUUACACUGAUUACAAGUUGAUACUGUACCACACUUUCAUACACGUCAUACUAAAAGCCUAAUGUUAACACCUA
Messenger RNA from Alosa alosa (allis shad), 1432 nucleotides. Its product is annotated as C-type lectin domain family 4 member A-like. The transcript has 8 exons. The record is from RefSeq and is a predicted model, not a curated record. NCBI's taxonomy places the organism in Eukaryota, Metazoa, Chordata, Actinopteri, Clupeiformes, Clupeidae. Bases 351 to 1286 code for a protein of 311 amino acids.